AACUGUCAACAGCUGAUGCAGUAAGGCUAUGAAUGUGGUAUACGUUUAUUACAACGUUUAAUGUACUUUAAUUCGGUACCAAAUUGAUCAAAAGAAUAAAAAACAACUCCGCGUAUGAACGUAAAAACAUUACUUAUUUGUUCACAGUUUUUCAAUUAACGAUAUGUGAUGUGACGAAACCGUUUGACAGGAAAAUGUUUCAAUGUUUUCGUCAUUACAUCGUCGAUGUUAGGUACUUUUUAUCAGUGAAACACAUCCAGUGAUCGAAUAACGAUGGCUUCUCGAUUGGAUCGUCUUUUCGUGCUUAUCGAAACUGGUACAUCGCCAGUAACUCGAAAAGCAGCUUCGCAACAGUUGGGAGAAGUUGUGAAGUACCAUUCAUACGAGCUUCAGCCACUUUUAGAUCGCAUUCUCAACUUGUUAUACAGUACAUCUUGGGAUACUAGGAUAGCCGCCGUUCAAGCUAUUGAAGCGAUUUGUAACAACACGCCGGAGUGGAUUCCUUCGAGAAAAAAUGGCAAGAAUUUCAACGAAGAGUCCAAAAAAUUAUCGUUUAGUUCGUUUGAUAUGCAUUCGGUUAUGCUGAAUAGUUCUCUAUUGAUGGCUUCUGAAAAUGUUGACUUUAUGUCUGUAAAAGGUGAAGACUGCAAGGAGUUGGUGAAUCAACAAGUGGAGCUGAUUAAUCGCAAAUUGAAUAUGGGUAUUUGUGCCGAAACUAUUGUGUCAAAUGAUGAUAUAUCAGCUUCGUUGCAAAGUUCUACAAAUACUGAAAUCGAUAAUAAAAAAAUGGUCAGCGAAGUGUUGGAAUUGAAUAAUGAAUACCUCACUCAUCGAGAUAUGAGUCGUGUCAAGAGGAAAGCCAAGCAAAUGUAUUCUAAACAACUUUCUGAUGAUUUUUUGGGGAAUUCUUCGUCGUGCGGAGAUGGCGAGCAAAUCAGCGAUCUAGAUCCGAUAGAAGAUAAACGUUUGAAAAUUGAUGAUUCAAAAGAAACCACAAUUGAACCAUUUGAUGAAGAAUCGCAAUGGCCAUUUGAAUUAUUCACUUCGAAGUUGAAACAGAAUUUAUUCAGUCCAAAUUGGGAGAUUCGUCAUGGUUCAGCUUGCGCUUUAAGAGAAAUAAUGAAAUUACAUGGGAAAAGUGCCGGAUACACAGUUGAUGAAGAUGAAAAUCGAGCUUUAAAUGAACACCAGUCAUGGUUGGAAGAUCUUACUCUACAUCUGUUGUGUGUGAUUGCAUUAGAUCGAUUUGGAGACUUUAUUUCCGAUCAAGUCAUCGCCCCUGUGAGGGAAACGUGCGCGCAAUGUUUGGGUAUUGUUUGUAAUCUGAUGGAUCGAGAUCGUAUUCUACAAGUCGUGAACAUUCUGAUGUAUUUAUUAGAAGUGUCUGAAUGGGAAGUUCGACAUGGAGCAUUAUUAGGAAUAAAAUAUUUAUUGGCUGUGAGAGAGGAUUUACAAGAUGAUAUUUUAUGCAAAGUUUUUCCUUUAAUUUUAAAUUGUUUCGGAGACCCGAUAGAUGAUGUAAGCGCGGAAGCAGCUUCUGCUCUGACACCAGUCUGCGCUAAAAUCGUUAAAAUAAUGCCGGAAUCUGUGCCCACGUUAAUUCACGAAAUUUGGAAACUACUCUCAAAUCAAGACGAUCUAGGAGUAGCUUGUAAUAAUUUAAUGGGUCUUUUAGCAUCCUUAUUUAUGCAUUCCGAAACUGAAACUUGUACAAGCUCGGACAUUAUGGCUAAAAUAGUGCCUUAUUUAUGGGUGUUUCUGAACUACAAUACAACUUCAGUGAGAAAAGCCGCAUUGCAAACCAUUUGCAGUAUGACGCUUUUGAAUUCACGUAUGAAAGUAUGGAAUGAAACUCUUAUACAGAACACCAUGCGACAUAUUUUUCAACGUAUUCUUUUAGAAUCGAACCGAGAUAUUCGAUUAUUAACUGGAAAUGCAUGGGAUAACAUCGUGAAAACAACAGAUGUGGAAAUUCUGAAGAAAAUUUCAUUUCAGUUUUUCGGCACAUGGAUUUGGUUGUGUAUGCAGUCUCCAAAAACUCCGUUCGACGAAUCCUUUUUUUUAUUCGAAAAAGAUAAUCAUUUUUGCAAAAACGAUUCCCAGAAAACUGAAGGCGUAGAAUUGAAACUGUAUCUAGGUGGAAACGAAACAGUCUUGCCCGAGAUACGUGAAAAUAAUGUUAUAGAAAUUCGAUGUAUGAGUGCCCGCAUGUUGGGUCAUUUAUUAACCACAAUUUCGCAAAGUUCUGCUGACACCGCAGCAGAUCCAAUGGUCGAGUGUUACAGUAACAUUUUAUUAAUGCAUUUAAAUUCUAAAUCGGCGUAUCAGAGGAUGAUCGCUUCGCUAGUCAUUUCAGAAUGGGCCAGAUUAUCGCCGUGUCCCAAAAUUAUACCAAAUGCGUUGAAGGAUCGCUUACAGCAGAUAUUAUUAGAAAGUAUAUAUUUUGACGAAAUAGCUAUGCCGUAUACGAAAAUUCUUCAAGAUACGAAAGAUUAUAUCAACAUUUUAAAAGAAUAUGUUCCUAUUGAUGCUUCUUCUUAUAAUAAGGUUUUAAGGAUUAACGAAAUCGAAUCUCUUACUCGAGAUUGCUUGCUGAAAAGCGGCGAAUCCAAAAUACCGAAAAAAACGUUUACUGAAAUGCAGGAAAAAAGGCAAAGUAUUUAUUCGAUGGUGUGCAUCAUAAAUAAUGAACAGAAUACUUUAACUGUGACGACGCAGGCUAUUAUCGCCGGAGCAGUUUUAAACUCCAAAUGUCUAUCGGAUAAACUAAAUCCUGUAAUCAAACCUUUGAUGGAUGCUAUUAAAAAAGAAGAUAGCGAUUGUUUACAAGAAUUAGCAGCUUUUCAUCUUGCUGAAAUGGUGAAUUUUUGUAUCGAUCGACAACCCUGCCCGAAUGCCAAAAUAGUGACAAAUCUCUGUUCGUUAUUAUGCUCCGAUUCGGAAUUCACUCCAAAAAUACAUUCGCACGCAUGUAAAAAUAAAACCGAUAAAGACUGCACCUGUGAUAAAAAUAAUGGAAUUUUAACGUUGAUUAAUCAACAAAAGACUGCCGAAAGAUUACUAUUAGCGAAAAAGUCAUCUGGUCGUACAACGAUCCCAGAGGUGGCGGACGAAGAUCUUUUCGAUCUACCUUGUGGAACUUUGAAAAGUAGCAAAAUUCAACGUCAAGGUUCCACGUUCGCUUUAAUAAAAAUCGUCCAAUUACAAGGACAACAUCUGCGUGAAAAAAUUCCAGUACUAUGGGAUCAUUUAUAUACGAAUAUUAUAAAUUUCGAUCCAGCGAAAAAAGGUUCAGAUGAGAAGCCCAAUGAGAACGAAACGGCUGAAAAAUUAAUACGUAAUUUACAAGUCUUGGAAGUAGUAUGUCCUCAUUUACAUAGCACCAUACUACCAGACAUUAUAGAGCUACUUGUUACUCUCUGUGAUAUUUUAUGUCAUUCGUAUUGCGCCGUACGUCAUAUGGCUGCUCGAUGUAUCGCCGCAAUUGCGACUCGCGAUAUUAUCGCAGUUAUGAAAAAGGUCAUAUCCUUGAUACUGCCCCUCGUCAAUGCUGCAGAUUCUGUGAUCAAAAGGCAAGGCGGAGUCGAAGCUAUAACCGCAUUGACGGAGAGUUUACAACUUAAUAUUAUUCCGUACAUCGUUUUACUCAUUAUUCCUUUAUUAGGAAGAAUGAGUGAUCAAGAUGAUAGCGUUAGAUCAAUGGCAUCGCAUACGUUCGGUGUGCUUAUUCAGUUAAUGCCACUCGAUACCAAUACCCCAGCUCCGGCUGAUUUACCUUCUGAUUUGAAGCAAUCUAUGGAGCAACAGCGAUCUUUUCUCAAUCAGUUAUUGAAUCCUAAAUGCAUUCCUGAUUUCAAAGUUCCAGUGCAGAUAAAUGCUGAAUUACGUUCUUAUCAGCAGUGUGGUGUUAAUUGGUUGGCGUUUUUGAAUAAAUACAGCUUACAUGGCAUAUUAUGCGACGAUAUGGGUUUGGGAAAAACUCUGCAAUCCCUAUGCAUCCUCGUUGCUGACCAUUUCGAACGAGAAAAACGUUAUAAAAAAAACAAGAGUGCAGAUUCGACGUUGCUGCCAUCAUUGGUCAUUUGCCCGCCUACUCUGAUUGGCCACUGGAUUUAUGAAAUUAAAAAAUUCAUACCCAGUCAGUACAUGAAUCCUUUACAAUACGAAGGCAUUCCGACUGAACGAGAAAAACUGAGAAACGCAGCCCAUCAUUACAAUCUAAUUGUUGCAUCUUACGAUAUUGUUCGCAAAGACGUGGAUUUCUUUUCAAAUUUCAAGUGGAAUUAUUGCAUAUUAGACGAAGGUCAUAUCAUUAAAAAUGGAAAAACAAAGGUAUCCCGAGCAAUCAAGCAGUUGACAGCUAAUCACCGCCUUAUACUAUCUGGAACACCAAUUCAAAACAAUGUUUUAGAAUUGUGGUCAUUGUUUGACUUCCUGAUGCCUGGAUAUUUGGGAAACGAGAAACAAUUCAAUGCUAAGUUCAGUAAACCAAUAUUGUCAAGUCGUGAUCCAAAAAGUUCACCGAAGGAGCAAGAAGCAGGUGUACUUGCUAUGGAAACGUUGCACCAAAAAGUCUUACCGUUCAUAUUACGUAGAAUGAAAGAAGACGUAUUAAAAGAUUUACCACCAAAGAUUACACAGGAUUAUUAUUGCGAUUUAAGUCCUAUCCAACAACUGCUAUACGAAGACUUCUCCAAAUCGGAACUGCAAAAAAAUACAAUAAAUAGUAUAACCAAGAAACAAUCUUGCAAUACGUUUAGCAUGUUUCAGGCAUUACGUUAUUUACAAAGUGUCUGUAAUCACCCUAAAUUGGUGCUAACACCUCAACAUCCGCUAUACGAGCGUGUCAUGGAACAGCUAGAAGAAGAGAAGUCGUCCUUGUCUGAUAUAAAGCACGCUGCAAAAUUAAUCGCAUUAAAGCAAUUGCUACUGGAUUGUGGUAUUGGGGGAUCGACGGAUGACGAUAACGUGGUCGAGUCAAGCUGUAUUGUUAGUCAACACCGUGCGCUUAUUUUCUGUCAAUUGAAAGCGACGCUUAAUAUUUUAGAAACCGAUCUUUUGAAGACGCAUUUGCCAAAUAUUACAUAUUUAAGAUUAGAUGGUAGUGUAUCGUCCAAUGAACGUCAUCGGAUAGUUACCAGAUUUAAUAACGACCCUUCAAUCGAUUUACUGCUGUUAACUACUCAAAUUGGAGGACUCGGAUUGAAUCUUACUGGAGCUGAUACUGUUAUUUUCGUCGAACAUGAUUGGAGCCCGAUGAAGGAUUUACAAGCUAUGGACAGAGCUCAUCGUAUCGGCCAGAAAAAAGUAGUCAAUGUGUAUAGACUUAUCACGAAAGCCACCUUGGAACAAAAAAUAAUGGGAUUACAAGCAUUUAAGCUGAAAACUGCCAAUACCGUUAUCACGGCUGAAAAUUCUAGUCUUGUUACAAUGAGUACGGAUAAACUUUUAGAUUUAUUUUCAUUAAAUUCAAACGAACAACUCGAUAAGAAAAAUUCAAUAACGAGCGCUGAAUCGUCGAAAGGCAAUUCUAUCAACGAAUACAUGAAAUCAUUACCCGAGCUAUGGGAUACGAAGAAUUACGAAGAAGAAUAUGAUCUAACAUCUUUUGUCAAAAGUUUGAAAAAAUAAUUUCUCUAUCUUGUAGAAAAAAGUACCUGCAUUUUUUGUGUAUUUGAAUGUCCUGCAAUAAAUAAGUUCUUUGAAAA
Messenger RNA from Planococcus citri (citrus mealybug), 5708 nucleotides. It is a transcript of the gene Hel89B, whose product is annotated as histone acetyltransferase 1. NCBI's taxonomy places the organism in Eukaryota, Metazoa, Arthropoda, Insecta, Hemiptera, Pseudococcidae. The transcript is spliced from 34 exons. The record is from RefSeq and is a predicted model, not a curated record. Gene Ontology annotation, molecular function: ATP binding; TBP-class protein binding; DNA binding. The coding region runs from base 274 to 5631 and encodes 1785 amino acids.